AUGAGUGGCCGUGGGCGCGGAGGUCAAAGUUUCGGAAACCAGCAGAACAAGAAGUUCAACAACAAACCUCCCAAUGAGUUUUAUAGAAAUGGCGGCGACCUUUUACAAAAUGUUCGAAUGUUGGAAGACCGCACUGCCGCGAAGCCAAAAUCAACAACGCAGCAGUCCCAAGCACUUCAACGCCCGGCUUACGGGACACUCGGCCAAGCGGUAUCUUUGUGGGCGAACUACGUUGCACUCACACCCGGUCGGGGCCAUCUCUUUUACCGAUACUCAAUCAGCAUCACGAAGAUCAAAAACGACGACGACAAGAAACAAGACAGUACGGAGGUCCCGGAUACACAAUUAUCCAACAAUGAAGCGGCCGAACUGGCUUCUCAGGCUGCGGACCAGUUGACGCUGAACCCUAACUCAAACGACCCUCCCAGCGAGCCUGGCGUCGAAGAUGGAAAUGGGGACACCGCCGCACAGCCGGCCGGCAUGAAGCGUGCUGCCAUCAUCGCCCACCUUCUUGGCCAUGACCGGGACCUCAAGGACCGUUGUUCCCGAGGGACAGUUGCGUCAGAUUACCGCGACAUCAUGGUCAGCACCACCCCUCUCAAGGUCCUCGUGUACACCUUCGACUACAAGGGCGUGAGGUCAAACUACAGGCUCGAAAGAUACAGGGUCGCUCUUAUGGAGCCCAACGAUGUGCAAAACCCCUUGAAAAUGGAUGAUUUGCUGGACUAUCUUGGCUCAGACACUCGUCCUGAGACAACAACCAUCCCGGAAGCCGUCUUCGCCCAGGUCCUCAACAUCUGGCUUCGGCAGUUUUCCAAGUUCAAAGAAUCAACAGAGCUUCCCACGCAGAAGGUCGUCGCCAGCAAAGCAUACCCCCUGACAGAUGACACCAAGCUGCCAAAGGACCACCCCAACUUCUACUUUACGCAGCCAUUACAGUUGGGCAUCGCUUCAAUCCGGGGUUACUUUUCCAGCAUUCGUUUUGGGGCGGGAAAGGCAUGGGUAAACAUCAACACCGCCCACGGCGCUUUUUUUGAGAGCAAACCGCUCGGAGAAUGGAUCAGAGAUGCUGGAUACGCACACCCCCGCAAGCACGCGCAACUACAUAGCAUCCUGAAGGGGCUGCGGGUUGAAUUGCUCCACCGGACCUUCAAGGACGGUGACGACAACAAGCCUGUCGUCAAGGUUAUAUCCGGGCUUGCGACGCCCUCAGAUGGCCCGUCAAACGACACAUCUGGGGGAAAUCCUUCGACGACCCACCCCCCGCCUAAAUUUGUGAAAGGAUCCCGACGAUAUGGAGUGCAGUGUGCACAAGUUUCGUUCUGUGAUCCGUCCAGGCCCGGGGACGGAUAUGUUACGGUCUACAACCACUUCAAGCAGAGUGAGACUCCGUUUACCCGAGAGAUGUGGUUCACGGCAUUCAAACUGACCAAGCUCCCAGAUUACCCCAAGUAUGCCCCGAAACAUGAUGAACUUGUUGUCAACCUAGGUAGUGCGCGGCGGCCUGCGUACUACCCUGUGAACGUUUGCAAGAUUCUCCCCGGGCAACCCUACCAUCCGAAGUUAACGGACACCCAAACUCAGGCCAUGAUCAAGUUCGCGCAGCUCGGACCCAAGAACAAUGUGGAUUGCAUCACGGUAGACGGGUUCGACAGGAUUGGUCUGAAGAAUCCCUCGGCGCAUGCGAAACUGCUCAAUCCUGCUUCCGGGUUGGCCAGAGCCCAAGGGCGCAUUCUUGCCAUGCCUGACGUCAAAUACAAGAGCAUCAAGGUUAGUUUUCCGACGGCACCUGGGAAAUGGAACCUCGUCGACGUCGGUGAGCACAGCAGGAAAGGGGAGAAGGCGGCCUGGGUAAUUGUGCCCAUGGGAACGUUCAAAUGGUACGACGACCACUAUGUGGAAAUGGACGAAGAGCUGCGGAAAUUGAUGAGGAAGCGCGGAUUUAAUCCCCAAGACUAUUGGCAUGUCAACUACCGUUGCCAUGAGAUGCCAAAGGGGCUAACACAGAACCCGACCGCUGAAACUCGCAACAACGAGUUGGCCAAACACUUCGAGUUCCUGCGAGACUACGGAUACAAUCUGGUCUUCGUGCUCUUGCCGGACAAAGGCGCAGAGUUAUACAACGCCAUCAAAGCAGCGGCCGACAUCAAGGUGGGGAUUCAUACAGUCUGCAUGGUCGAAUCCAAAGCUGCGAAGAAGUUCAACAAGCAUACCAAGAAGAUGCAGUUCGACUUGCAAUUCUUUGACAACAUCCUACUCAAGGCGAACCUCAAGCAAGGUGGCAUCAACCACACACUGGAAUUCCCUACUUCCAAAAUCCUUUCCACGUGGCAGGCCAUGGUCCUUGGCCUCGACGUCACACACUCGCCGCCUGGCGCAAACAAAGCAAAGGCCACCCCUAGCAUCAUCGGCAUGGUCGCAAACGCUGAUGAGCAUCUCGCCCAGUGGCCAGCCACCAUAGCGUUCCAGGAUCGAGAGAAUCAAGAGAUUGUGACAAGCAUGCAAUCCUUCCAGACACUCCUCCAACCGCACCUCGACCGCUACUAUGGGCGACACAAGAAAUAUCCCGCCGCCCUCAUCAUCUACCGCGACGGCGUUUCCGAAAGCCAGUACAGCCAAGUCGCCGAAGACGAGUACAACGGGAUUUGCUCUGUUUGCACGGCCGCGUACGGCAGCAAGAACCAGCCCGGUCCCAAGAUCUCCAUCAUCGUCGUCGGCAAGCGCCAUCACACUCGCUUCUUCCCCACCGCCGCUGACCACGCGGACAGCAAAGGCAACACCCGCCCGGGCACCGUCGUCGACCGGUCCAUCACUAGCCAGUUCCUCUGGGAGUUCUACCUACAGGCGCACGAGGCCAUCCAGGGCACGGCCCGCCCGGCCCACUACGUGGUGGUGAAGGACGAGUUCUUCCGCAGCACCUUCUCUGUUCCGGACAACAGACCCUCCGCCAACCCCCCGUACAAUAACCCCGCAGAUGUGCUUGAGGCCUUUACGCACGCCCUGUCGUACGCCUUUGGCCGGUCCACGCGCUCCAUUGGCGUGUGCACCCCCGCUCGCCUGGCCGACAAGGUCUGUGAUCGGGCGCGGUGUUAUACGGCGGCGGGCCUGGAGCCGGAGGAGAUCAAGCUGGCGGAGAAUCUGAAGGAUUUGAUGUUUUACAUUUGA
Chaetomium globosum CBS 148.51 is the source of this 3165-nucleotide messenger RNA. RefSeq lists its product as uncharacterized. The transcript has 2 exons. NCBI's taxonomy places the organism in Eukaryota, Fungi, Ascomycota, Sordariomycetes, Sordariales, Chaetomiaceae. Bases 1 to 3165 code for a protein of 1054 amino acids. Gene Ontology annotation, molecular function: protein binding; nucleic acid binding. The record is from RefSeq and is a predicted model, not a curated record.